GCUCCGCACACACAGAUGCAGGCAGGAUCCUGUACACUCCGUAUCUCCGCUGUGUGAUCGGGGCACCGGGGACACGUGGAUGCCGCUCCGGGACUGCUGAAGCCCCUCCUCCUCCCUUUACAUCAAACUAUGUUUACCAACGUGCAGAGCCGGCCGGGGGCCCCCCGAAGGGCCCAUCACCCCAAGAGGCUGCUGGAGACCGACGAGCCCCCCGCCAAGUGCGCCCGGCUCAGCGAGGUGCCCCCCGAUGGCGGCCUCCUACCUUCCCCGGGAUCCCCCCUCCCGCCGGCUCUGCACAGCGCUGACCCCCAGCACACCGGACCUACCUGUAUAGGGAGCUACCUACUGCUACCCACCGGGGACCGGGACAACGUGGCCAGAGCCCUCCACCUGCACACCGGACAGGAGCUACAGUGCAAGGUUUUCCCCUUGAAGGACUAUCAGAAUAAGAUCCAGCCUUACAUCCACCUCCCCUGGCAUCGAAACGUUACUGGGACUGUAGAAGUCAUCCAAGGGGAGAGCAAGGUCUACGUGUUUUUUGAAAAGGAGUUCGGUGACAUGCACUCUUACGUGCGCAGCUGCAAGAGGCUGAGCGAAGAGCAGGCCGCCAAACUCUUCAAGCAAAUCAUCACCUCCGUGUCCCACUGUCAUCAGUCUAAUAUUGUUCUGGGUGACCUGAAGCUGAGGAAGUUCGUGUUUUCUGACAAAGAAAGGACUCAACUGCGGUUGGAAAGCUUAGAAGACGCUCACAUUAUGAAAGGGAAGGAUGAUGCUUUGUCAGACAAACACGGGUGCCCGGCUUACGUCAGCCCAGAGAUCCUGAACACCACAGGGACUUAUUCUGGGAGAUCGGCUGACGUCUGGAGCUUGGGUGUCAUGCUUUUCACCCUCCUGGUCGGACGUUAUCCUUUUCACGAUUCGGACCCCAGCUCGCUUUUCUCCAAAAUCCGGCGCGGACAGUUUUGCAUCCCUGACCACGUCUCCCCCAAAGCUAGGUGCCUUAUCCGAAGCCUACUGAGACGGGAGCCCUCCGAGAGACUCACAGCAGAGGAAAUUUUAUUACAUCCCUGGUUUGAAGCUGCCUCUCACCCCGGCUUAGCCGAUCAGGAACCAAGCAACACUGACCAGCUUGUACCUGAUGUCCCACAGACUUGUGAUGACCUUGAUUCCUUCUUCUGCUAGCUCCUCUCAACCUACAGACUAUUGUCUUUUUAUAAUGACCAGAUCUGGGACUUGCAGGAAGCCUGUGAGCCCUGGCAGCUGUGGUGUGGACAAUCUCGUAUGUGAUAGCAACAUACCAUAUUGAGUUUGCCAACAAUUAUUAUAUUGCAAAAGCUUUUGCCUUGGUGGUCUAGGAUCACUCUUUGGUCCACGUAGGUGCAUUCUGUAAGACAGUGCAAAGGGCGGUUGGUUCUGGGUCACUGUACUUUGCCCAAUCAGAACUAAUUUAUGAUCUUACUGAAAUAUGAUUGCAGAGGGGCUCAUGGAAUUUGACAUCCCUUGCACUGCCUUCUCAAAUAACCCCAACGUGUUUCGUCCAGAGGGAAUGUAAUGUAUGUUUGAAGGACUCUACAACUCGCAAAAUCAUUUCACCCUUCUAAAUCUGGGCCUUCAGUUUAAACUGGACGAUUUUAGUCCUGUAUCUUAAUUCUUCUAGGAUUUAUUGGGGGACAUGGGAUCAAUCAGUAACUAUUGAAACAAUGAGCUCCCAUCAGUGACGGACAAGUCAGCAAAGGGCUCCUGUGGAGAAAUUGUUGUGCCCCCAGAACCCUUAAAGACCCCUGUGCUCGGGGUUCACAGCUGAUCUAUCUUCCACUGGCUCCCAGAAUACCAGGACCAUUACCACCUGAGCAAUUUGAGGCAAUUCAAGGCUCAACAUCAAGAUUCCCAUUCUAUUCAGUGAUGCCCAUUCCCACCUGCUUAUCUCAUGAAAAAGUACAAUGAGCCUGUUUGGGGCAGAGUUGUGUGUUUUGGCCUCUAUGGACGUCAGUGGAAGCGCCAGAAAAUCCACUUUUUCUAAUUGCUCCUCCUAAAAAUUGGCUUUCUGGUAACUACGAAAAUGUGCUCAAGCUUAAAAAUGCAUGUACAAACACAGUUAAACUCAACUCUCCUGAAACCGCUUAUGAUCGAGUAUGAAUGGGGUCAAACUGCACCACUGGGAGCCCAUAAGCAAGCAUUCAUGGCUUCACCCCCCAUAAAACCCAGGGUUUUUUUUUUUUUUUAAUUGCACCAUUGGCUGGCUAAAAAAUGUUCAACAGCUGUAGUUUCUUCAUGGCUCCAUUUUGUUAUACCCAAACCCAACACGGCCUUCGUUGGACCGAUUUUGGCUUUUCUUGUUGAUAAUAUAGCAUUAAAGGGGUUAAGCGAGAAGAGUGGGAAGGCCCAGUUAACCUCGACAGCACAAUUUUUUUUUUUUUUUUUUUUUUUUUUUUUUUUUUACAGCACUUGAGAAAAAAGAGUCGCACUUGUAUUUUUCUGUAUUACCUCGACCAUUUUAGGUCACCUUAAAUGGCACCUAAAGGGAGAGUGUUGCAUUGUGGGGUCCCCCCCCCCCCCUCCCAUUUCCUGCGCAGAAUUUAGACAUUUUGUCCCUUGCGUUGACACUGAAAUAUAGGUGGACAGCAAUGUCCCACACCACAGUCUGGAGAGACCAAUUACUCCGACGCAAGAUAAUUCCACCUUUAGUCGGGUCUUCUAAGGGCUGGACCUCAGCAAGCCUUCACUCUAUUGAAAAGCACAUAUACCUCAUUGCAUUGUUGUAUUUUAUUUUUGUUUUUGGCCCACAGAGCCUUGCAUUUCAUAUUUUCAGUAGUAAGUUAAACACUUUUUUUUUUUUUUUUCUUGAGACAGACCGUUUUUUUUUUUGUAUUGACCUUUACGAAAGCCAAAACAUUUUAUUUUGGUUAAAGUGCGAAAGGGUUAAAGCCCUUGUCAAAUUGGGGAGAUUUUCCCUCGCUUCCUUUUGUGGUUCUAGGACGGGAAGUGAAGGAAAAUCUUUCCAAAGUGAGGGAAGUCCCUGGGUGCCACCAGAACUUAUGUCCCUGGUCAACGGGGACCCAGACAUCAAUGAAAACAUGAGAUUUUCUAAUCCCUCUCCACUCUAUUCAAACCUAAACAAAAAGUUUUGCCUUUAGUUGUCAUUUUAAGUAUGCAGAAUACUGACGCGUUGCACACCCUAGUUCCAAUCAGAAGUCUUCUUUUUCUUUUUCUCUCCAGUGACAGGAGUAAAAUCUGAUCUCUGAUUGGGUCAUGGGUUAACAGCUGUUUAGGCUCUGCCGCAUUACUUUCUUAAACAAGUCCAUUAUAAGCUGGUGCUUCACAUCCCCGCCGCCGUGACGCCGUGUGCGAAUACAGACACCUACGCAUGCCAGGCUCUGUUGGCAGUGAAGCCUUUUUUUUUUUUUUUUUUUUUUCUAUUUUCAACCUUGAAAACUGAAGAUAAAAUAAAAUCCCAAUGUUAAUUAGCAAUUGUAAUGUGAAUAACUGUUGGCAAAAGCACCUGUCAAAAGAGAAAGGAAAAUCGCGAGAAGACAUAGGGGCGCCAGAGCCUUCAUUGCACUAACUGACUCGCGGUUGUUAAACUUGUAUCUGUGAUACGUUUUGUAUAUAAAUAGACUGUAAAUACCGACAGUAAGCGUUUGCUGAAAACCGUUUUCGGGGGAAUAAAAACACUAUGUUGUGUAAAUAUGUGGAAGAAAAAAGUAAAUUCUGUAAAAUUUGUACAGUAUAUUGUAAUAAAUAUUUUUCUUUUUUA
Messenger RNA from Rana temporaria (common frog), 3754 nucleotides. It is a transcript of the gene TRIB1, whose product is annotated as tribbles pseudokinase 1. NCBI's taxonomy places the organism in Eukaryota, Metazoa, Chordata, Amphibia, Anura, Ranidae. Gene Ontology annotation, molecular function: ATP binding; mitogen-activated protein kinase kinase binding; protein kinase activity. The transcript is spliced from 3 exons. Gene Ontology annotation, cellular component: nucleus. Gene Ontology annotation, biological process: regulation of MAP kinase activity; positive regulation of proteasomal ubiquitin-dependent protein catabolic process; protein phosphorylation. The coding region runs from base 130 to 1182 and encodes 350 amino acids. The record is from RefSeq and is a predicted model, not a curated record.